AUGGAGUAUGGGAAGGAGAGAGUGGUGGCUUUAGUAGACAUGGACUGUUUUUACGUGCAGGUGGAGCAGAGACUGAAUCCAGCCCUGAAAAACACUUCCUGUGUGGUAGCCCAGUACAAGACGUGGAAAGGCGGCAGUAUCAUAGCUGUGAGCUACGAGGCCAGGGCCCAUGGUGUCACCAGGAACAUGUGGGUGGAUGAUGCGAAGCAACUGUGCCAAGAUCUUCAGGUGGCACGAGUGCGGGAGUCUCACGGCAAGGCAGACCUGACAUAUUACAGGGAGGCUAGUGUGGAGGUGAUUGAGGUGAUGUCUCGCUUUGCUGUGAUUGAGAGAGCCAGUAUUGAUGAGGCCUACAUGGAUCUAACUGCUGCGGUGCAGCAGAGACUGACGAACAUGGCAGGGAAACAAAUAGAACCUCAUCAGCUGAGAACAACCUACAUCCAGGGUUACCCACAAACUGUUGCAGACCAGGAGGCGUCUGCAGAGGACAUUGUGUUAGAUAAAGAGGAGCAGAGGUCCAGAGGUCUUCAGCAGUGGCUGGCAUCCACAUCUGUCCCCCUGUCAGGAGAGCUUGACUCUGCAGAACUACGGCUUACUAUGGGGGCAAUAAUUGUUGAGGAAAUGAGGGCAGCUGUGGAGGAACACACAGGUUUCCGCUGUUCAGCAGGGAUUUCGCACAACAAAGUAUUAGCUAAACUAGCCUGUGGCCUGAACAAACCCAAUCGACAAACUAUUUUGCCAUUGGACUCUGUGACAGAACUUUUCAACUCUCUGCCAGUUGGUAAAAUCCGUAACCUGGGGGGUAAGCUGGGUGCCUCCAUUACAGAAACUCUGGGAAUAGAGAACAUGGGUGAGCUGACCCGCUUCUCUCAGGCCCAACUGGGACAGCACUUUGGAGAAAAAACAGGUCAGUGGCUUUAUGACUUGUGUCGGGGGAUUGAGUUUGAAGCAGUGAAACCCAGACAGCUUCCCAAGUCAAUCGGCUGCAGUAAAAACUUUCCUGGGAAAACAUCUCUGGCUACAAAAGAGCAGGUACAGUACUGGUUUCAACAGCUGUCCCUGGAGCUGGAGGAGAGGCUAACCAAAGACAGAGAAGUGAACGGUCGAGUGGCUAAAUUGUUGACAGUUGGUGUACGUCAACUGGGGGACAAGAGGCAGAGCAGCUUCUCUCGUUGCUGUGCUUUAGCGCGCUAUGAGGCAUCCAAAAUAGCCAGUGACAGCUUUGCCAUUAUCAAGAGUCUCAACAUGGCAGCAAACCACCAGGCAACAUGGACUCCCCCUCUUUCCCUGCUACAUCUUUCAGCUAGCAAAUUCAGUGAUGCUCCUUCAGCAGGUGGCAUAGCUGGCUUCCUUUCCAGUGAUGUCACUUCAACCCAAAGUCCCACCUCCCAGACACCCACGCAAGUGAAAAAUGAGUCCACAUGCAAACAGCCUGGCAUCAUUCAGUCUUUCUUUAAAAAAGCAGCUGAGAAACAAAGACAGAAGACUACAAAAGGAGAAGAGGAGGAUCAUGAAGAUGCAGAUACCACUGUAUCUGUACCAUCAACCUCCUCUGAUAAAACCUCUGCAACUGAUUGUCAGCUGGAGACAGACACCAGUUGCCACCUUUCUUCCUUCAGUCUUUCUUCUCACUCUAAAAAUGGUUCAGCCAGCCCUAAUACUGGCAUCUCCUCUUUCUUCCACAAGAAGACUGUUGAAAGAAGCUUACAGGCUGCAGCCUCAACCUUGAGCACGCUGGAAACGGGACAAAAGCCUGUGCCUAUCAAUACAGAACAUCCUGAAGACACUGUUGCUGCUGUGUUAGGCCUGCAAGUAAAAGAUAGUGAUGUAAAAGAUAGCGCAGAGUUUUCAUCCCACCAGUUCCCACGUGAAGAGUUAAAGGAUGAAGUGGACAUUGAGGCAGAGAAAAAUCACCAACUUUCCACAGUGGCCAGAGAAGACCUGAUGAACUGUGAUCGCUGUGGUCAGGAGGUGUUAGUCUGGGAAAUGCCUGAACACAAUGAUUAUCACUUUGCCCUGGACCUUCAGAACUCACUCUCUGCAUCCACAGGUUCAGCAGCUGCCCCUUCUUCUUCCACUUCCUCUUCCUCUAGUGUGUCUCUAACUCCUCAUAGAGUAGGAGCGUCGACCCGGGGUAAAACAAAAACCAGAGGCCAGUCAGGACCUCAGUCGAAAAGGCAUCGCUCCCAAGGUGGAAAUGCAAGCGGAAAUGCAGGCACUCUGGAUUCUUUUUUUAAGAGAAACUGAAGAUGAGCUGUAGAGCAGCAUUUUUAAAUCAGUCACAAUUCUGAUAAAUGCAUGUAUAUCAUAAACUUACGGAAAGCCAUACUGUUACAAAAUCUCACUUUGACCUGUGUGAAAUGAUAAAUGAUGAUGAAUGUGCUGUAUUUUAUAUGGAUGUCCAAGAAUUAAAGAAAUAGAUUAUUUAGAUGCUUUAUUUUAUAUAUGUCUUUGAUCAUAAGAGGAAAAGCUAUUUUAAUAUUGUAAGCCAGAGUUGGAAAAGAUACUUUUCACUUUUGUUGCAAUACCUUAACAUGCCACCUGAUGUCACCAAUUAGCUAAAUAUAUGGCAGGAAGUUUUGUUUUCUUAGAAACCCAAGCAUACAGAAAAAGUGUCUGCUGUGAGACAAGAGUGUGUAUUUGAAACAUUGUUGAAUGUAAAUGCCCCCAGGAAGGACAAAUAUAUUAAUACAGCUAUAGGUGAAUGUACUUGUCAGUGUUUGUUUGUGGUAGGCCAUAGCUUAUCUGAGCAACACAGACCACUGGCCCCACUGGUGAUCAGGCCUGCAGAACUGUCUGUUUCAUGUGGGCAUUUGACUAAGUCUC
This is a messenger RNA of Scomber japonicus (chub mackerel), 2826 nucleotides long. It is a transcript of the gene polh, whose product is annotated as polymerase (DNA directed), eta. Gene Ontology annotation, molecular function: damaged DNA binding; DNA-directed DNA polymerase activity. The transcript has 10 exons. Gene Ontology annotation, biological process: error-prone translesion synthesis; response to radiation. NCBI's taxonomy places the organism in Eukaryota, Metazoa, Chordata, Actinopteri, Scombriformes, Scombridae. The record is from RefSeq and is a predicted model, not a curated record. The coding region runs from base 1 to 2247 and encodes 748 amino acids. Gene Ontology annotation, cellular component: site of double-strand break; nucleus; replication fork.